AUGAGGUCCUCCGAUGGUGUCUUUGAUAGACUCGACCGUCUCUAUCAAAGUGGAAUAACGAAACUUGUCUAUACGUUAGUGGGAACUGAUGCAGCAUUGAAUCUUUCAUCACAGAUAUACGAUCAAAAAGUGGGUUUGGACCUGGCAGACCUCCUAAAGGAGAAGGGAAGCUUUAACUACAGUCUCUAUCGAGACCUGGUACGCCCAGUGUUUCAAAAGGCUCCGGAAGUCGAUAUCUGGAAAGCAGUUUUUCAACUUAUUAAGCCUCUCUCCCAACUCACCCCUCCUGCAACAGUUUCUCCCACAUCAGAGGGCACAUCCUGGAGAUCGACGUCAUCCUCCCAGCGUGGUAGCGAGCAAAUUCGCCGACUGGUGGAAGAGAGGCUCUUUGAGGAGAUGAGAACAUGCACACAUAAAGACGUCGAGGGAUUUGAUGCGAAGUAUUUUCGGAAUACCAGUUGGGAAGAGAGGUUUAUAAAUAUCUACAAGAAAUAG
Messenger RNA from Trichophyton benhamiae CBS 112371, 495 nucleotides. RefSeq lists its product as uncharacterized. The record is from RefSeq and is a predicted model, not a curated record. Bases 1 to 495 code for a protein of 164 amino acids. The transcript has a single exon. Lineage: Eukaryota; Fungi; Ascomycota; Eurotiomycetes; Onygenales; Arthrodermataceae.